AUGAAGACUUUUGCAACAGCUGUAUGCCUCGUGGUCUCUGCUACCUCUGUGGUAGGACACUCCACUUUCCAGCAACUUUGGGUUGGGAGCGUCGACAAAGCUGGAACUUGUGCGCGUACAGUACCGAACAACAAUCCUGUCACAUCAGUCUCUUCCACGGAUAUAAGAUGUAAUGUUGGCGGAACCAAGGGUGUGAGCGGGAUUUGCCCAGUCAAUGCCGGUGACAGUGUCACUGUUGAGAUGCAUGCCCAGCCAGGCGACCGCUCCUGCAAGAACGAAGCUAUCGGUGGCAACCACUUCGGCCCCGUCAUCAUAUAUAUGUCCAAGGUUGCCAAUUCCCAAACAGACACAGGUGCAGGAUCAUGGUUCAAAGUCGAUGAAGAAGGAUACGACACAACGACGAAGAAAUGGGGCACGGACUCAUUGAACGCCAACUGCGGCAAGAGAUCAUUUAAGGUUCCUUCGAAUCUCGCACCUGGAGAUUAUUUACUUAGGGCCGAGGCAAUUGCUCUUCAUGCAGCUUCUAGCUCUGGAGGUGCUCAGUUCUAUAUGACCUGCUUCCAACUCACGGUCAGUGGAACAGGAACUGCCACGCCGGCUGGUGUCAGCUUUCCAGGAGCAUACAAAGCUUCGGAUCCUGGAAUCUUGAUCAACAUCUACCAACCAAUCUCUAACUAUGUCAUUCCUGGUCCUGCAGUAUACAAAGGAUAA
Cadophora gregata is the source of this 711-nucleotide messenger RNA. RefSeq lists its product as uncharacterized. The coding region runs from base 1 to 711 and encodes 236 amino acids. The transcript is spliced from 4 exons. NCBI's taxonomy places the organism in Eukaryota, Fungi, Ascomycota, Leotiomycetes, Helotiales, Ploettnerulaceae. The record is from RefSeq and is a predicted model, not a curated record.